Molecule: messenger RNA, 7627 nt
Organism: Anoplophora glabripennis (Asian longhorned beetle)
Lineage: Eukaryota; Metazoa; Arthropoda; Insecta; Coleoptera; Cerambycidae
Product: casein kinase I
Exons: 8
Coding region: 328-1584 (418 amino acids)
Biological process (GO): endocytosis; peptidyl-serine phosphorylation; signal transduction
Cellular component (GO): cytoplasm; nucleus
Molecular function (GO): protein serine/threonine kinase activity; ATP binding
Source: RefSeq, a predicted model, not a curated record
AAUAGGUUCGUUUAUGAAAACUAGAUAUAUCUUAUCUAUUUCUCAGUUGCCUGUAGUGUGUCAUCUUAAGCACUAUGAAAGGGAAAAUCAUCGGGAUCGACGUAGUUGUUUUUAGUGAAUGACAUAUCUGUGAUAUUUUCAAAAUUCUAAAGAAUAUUGUUUUUAGUUUUAAUCGCACGUUAACUUUAUAGUGUAUGUGAAAAAGUGCAACUAAACCCGCUAGAUUACGUCAAAUUUCCUAUGAUAGUUGGCUAAUGUAACAUGGCCGCCUAAAGACGACUACAUUACAUGUCUUUUGUUGUGUAAAAUUAUAUUUUUUCAAGAGCAAUGGAGUUACGAGUGGGUAAUAAAUAUAGGCUAGGCCGUAAAAUAGGUUCAGGUUCUUUUGGAGACAUUUAUUUAGGGACAAAUAUUUCAACUGGAGAGGAAGUAGCAAUCAAAUUAGAAUGUAUAAAAACGAGACAUCCUCAGUUACACAUAGAAUCAAAAUUUUACAAAAUGAUGCAGGGCGGAGUCGGCAUCCCGCAAAUAAAAUGGUGCGGCUCGGAAGGCGACUACAACGUGAUGGUGAUGGAGCUGCUGGGUCCGUCCCUGGAAGAUCUCUUCAACUUCUGCUCGCGCAGGUUCUCCCUGAAGACGGUCCUCCUGCUGGCCGACCAACUCAUCUCCAGGACGGACUUCAUCCACUCGCGGAACUUCAUUCACAGGGACAUCAAGCCGGACAACUUCCUCAUGGGUCUGGGCAAGAAGGGCAACCUAGUCUACAUAAUCGACUUCGGCCUGGCGAAGAAGUACAGGGACGGCCGGACGCACCAGCACAUACCGUACAAAGAGAAUAAAAAUUUGACGGGUACUGCCAGAUACGCAAGUAUAAAUACACAUUUAGGUAUAGAACAAUCCAGGAGAGACGAUCUGGAAUCCUUAGGUUAUGUUUUAAUGUACUUCAAUAGAGGGUCUUUACCUUGGCAGGGUUUAAAAGCAGCCACAAAAAGACAGAAGUACGAGCGUAUAUCAGAAAAGAAAAUGUCUACACCGAUAGAGGAGCUUUGUAAGGGGUACCCAGUAGAAUUUCCAACGUAUUUAAAUUAUUGCCGACAGCUAAGGUUCGAAGAGAGGCCAGACUAUAGUUACUUGCGACAAUUGUUCAGAACAUUAUUCCAUAGACAAGGUUUUACAUAUGAUUAUGUAUUCGACUGGAAUAUGCUCAAAUUUGGAGGUUCCAGAAGUAGUCACUGUGAAGAAAAUAGUGGGCGGUCGGGCGCCAGAUACGGAUCUCACGCUGCAACUCCUGCGGAUUCCACGCCUACAGUGCCACAGUCUAGAACGAGGAGACUCCACGAUAGCCGAAUGGACAUGGUACCGGGCAACACUCCGGCAGCAAAUGCAAUAGAUGACGUUAUUACAAGUAAUUCUCCUAGAAUGUAUGACAGCCACGAAAGAAGAGUGUCGAUGAGACUAAGGGCUGGCCAAGGAGCUCCAAACGCUUCAACAUCAGAUUUAAGCACCUCCAAACAAGCAAAGAAGCGCCUCCGGAGUGGCAAUGGCGCCCCCCAGCUCGACAGCGGGGCAGGUCGGCCUGCCUAGAAGGGGUAGCGCGUCCAAAGAUCCGCCUGCCCGGCUGAAAAAAUGAGGAAACGUCUUAGCUUAACAACACAACCUUGUAACUAGUGAGGUUUUGUAAUGUUUUAGGUUUUUUUUGUAACGCGGAUUGCUAAGUUAAAGAAUAGUUAUGUAAUAUAAUGGCAGUCGGUUCCUCGAUUGGAAGGCGAUUUAGCUUAAAUGCUAGAGAACAAAUUGACAAGGCGUUAUUUCUGUUAAGUGUGUUAUUUUUUUGUACAAAACUGUUUGGGCAAAGAAACUGACGUUGUGUCAAAUAAAAGAGCAAGUGACAAAAUUUUGACAUUAUAGUGUAGUUAUAUAUAGUGACACAAAUGGUGCCGUUUUAGGAACACGAUUUUGACAACGGUUACAAAAGUUCCAUUGGUACAUUCAUAAAAUUUAACAAUUCAUAUGUAAAUGAAAGUAUCACUAGUAGUGAUAAAUGUGUGGCUUAAAAGACAAAAAAAAAUUGAAAUAUUAGUAUGUGUCUUCGCUGUGGAAAAUGAAUUCGACAGCCAGUUAUUGUUUUUAUUCUAGUGAUCCUACCAGUGCUCGAUAUUUUGAGAGUAUCUAUCUAAAAUUUCCCACAAUAAUGUUUGUAUAAAAAUGUAACAUAUUAACAGGGACUUGUCGGAAUAUGACACCAAAUUAAUUUAUCGUUAUUAACAAGAAACAUUCCUUUUCGAUUGGCUAAAUUAUGUCGUACAUAAUUUAAUAGAAUUCUUUACCUUGGCAAUCGUUUCUCUUCUGCUGUCAGUUACAAACGUUAGAAGGAAGAGACACAGUUCAAUAUAGUUUGUAAAUGUGAUUUUGUUAAGUUUCCGAGCAUUUUUUAAGCUGUUUUUGUAAAUGAAGUUUUGUUUAGUUACUUGCAAUGGCGAUGAGCUUGUUACGAAGAUCCUAGUUUGUAACAGGUCGUGUAGGUCCGCGAUUUAGGAAUUGUUUGCGUUUAAUUUAUAUGAACGGAAUUUAGUUGGUUUAUUUAAGGUUAGGUUCUGAUUGUUAUUUCAAUUGUUUAAUUAUGAUUCGACUAGACUUGUAAGUGUAACAAAUUGAAUAAUAUAGAGUAUAAAUAGAAAGUGAUUAAAACCUUGAAUAGUUCUUGUUUUAAUGGGGGUGAAGAAGUGCAAUUGGUAUGUUUCGUCAUUGCAAAAAGUGUGUUUUAUAUUUAUAGAGGUGAUUUUGAGACACACAACGAGAUGUAUAAAGGAACAAACAUUUCAAUGUGAAUUACUAAGUGGGCUAAAAAAUAUAAAAUGAAAAAAACAAGACUAUUAUAUAAUUCAGUGGACGAACUAAUGUACAUAUCUAGACUGACUUUGUGUAUUUUGUUGUAUAGAAGUAAUUUUUCAUUUGAUUUGUGGAAAUCUUUUAUAAUAUGAACAUGAUGGUAGUUUGUACCAUUUUUCUUUUUAUAUUAAACUCGCAAUGUAAGAAAAACUGUACAGCAUAAUUAAUUUACAUCGAUAAAUCGCAACAAUGUUUGUUAAAAAUGUUUCGGAUUGAUUGAGGCAUAAAGAAAAACCAAGUUCAAUAAAACUGCGAUCUGUCCACGUUAAACAUAGAUUCAGUGUAAAUGGUGAAUCUAGUAUGAACUAGUUGGACAUCACUAGUAUAAAAGUGUAAAUAAAUGUUGUUGCUUCCUUUGUAUAAUUUAUUUAUGCAAUAUUAGUUUUCCAUGCUACAUUUAACAAAAUAUUAAAAUUUUAAACUGAUUAUCGGGAAAGUGAUACGUCAGUAUAAUUUGUGGAUUUAAUAAAUACAUGGAAGAAUGGCACAGCUUCUGAUUUCCAUAAUUUUCCCUUUCUUUCAUGAUUCUCAAUGGAUAGAGUCUAUCACACCAAGAACUGUUAAACUCCACAACAACUUUCGAUUGCCAAAACUGUUGCACAAUUAACAAUUAUUGUGUACAUACUUCAGUUUCUCCUUCCUGACCCUGCAUCUGCUUUGUUUUCCACAUUAUAGUAAUACAAAAAGGUAUACAACUUUGCUUCCACCGUUUCUUUCUGAAAUUCGAGGCUUUAUUGUAAAAAACAUUUACUAUUCAAAAUAUUGUCCAUCGCUGCUUUCUCCCAUCUUUCGGAUAGCGUACAAAUCCCACGUAGAAGAAACUGCUCAUCUUUUGAGGCGAUCCACGUAUCGAUCCAAUUUUUUAUUUCUUCAUAACAACGUAAGCCAGGCCGUGUGCCAUUAUCCGAAACAAGUGAUAGAGGGAGCAAUGUCUGUAGAAUACAGCUAGUGGGGUAGGACUUCCCAUUUCAUAGCUUCUAAGUAUGUUUUGACCGACUUUGCGACAGGGGGUCGAGCAUUGCCAUGCCACAAAAUCACUUUAUCGUGCUUCUCCUUGUAUUGUGGCUGUUUGUCUUUCAAUGUUCCGCUUAAACGCAUUAAUUGCUUUCAGUACAGAUUGCCUGUGAGUGUUUCUUUCGUUUUAGCAGCUCAUAAUACACUACGCCGAGCUGGAUCCACCAAAUACAGAACGUCACCUUGGAGCUCUAAAUAUUCAGUUUGGCCUUUGACAUGGAAGCAUGGCCGGGAAGUCCCCAUGAUUUUCUACGUUUGGGAUUAUCGUAACGAACACAUUUUUCCUCCCCAGUCACAAUGCGAUACAGAAAUCCAUUCCCUCUUUGCCUUUCAGGCUGUUCACAAGCAAACAAAUGCCGUUCAACAUCUGUCGGCUUCAACUUGUACGACACCCAAUUUCCUUGUUUCUGAAUCAUUCCCAUGGCUUUGAGUCACUCCUAACGAUCCUACUAAUUCUUCUUGUGUUUGAGACAAGUCUUCAUGGAGUAAUGCCUCCAAUUCUGCAUCUUUGAAAACAUUCUCUCUUCCAUCGCCAUGCUGAUCUUCGAUGUCAAUAUCACCGUUCUUGAAACAUUGAAAACGCCCACGGCACGUUCUUUCAUAAUAGCAGCGGUUUAGCCAUAAGUACUUGAGAGCAUUCUAUGAGGCUCAGCAGCAGAUUUGGCUCGUACAGUAACAUUUUCAAUCGAGAAUAACUACGAUUGCAGACACAAUUCGACAAAUGUUUCCGUGAGGUUGUAUUGAGAAAAGCCUAAGCUUAUUAUAUGAUGUCUAUUUAUAUAUUUCCACCACCACUAACCGCUACAACCAUCUAUUGAAAAAUGGCGGAAGCAAAGUUGUACACCUUUUAGUAUAUCCCAGUGUGUUUCAGUUUUAGGAGAAUUCGAAAAUUAUAUUUAUUAGGUGUUUUACUAUUGUGUUCCUUCCCAAAGUUCUGUUCAAGUUGUUUCUGUUAUUGGCUCAAUCCAUGCAUUAAAAAAGUAUGUACAGGAUGGGUCAAAUUAGAUGCUAUUUCCCGAACAGAUAGAAAAAAUUUUAGAUGUCAAAGGCCCGAUUUUUGAGAAAACUACAUCUUGAUUCGUUUCGGUAAUAUAAGAUGUUUUUCAAUGUUCAUCUUUUUCUAUGAUGCCCUAUCUUCUUGUUUGUGAAAAUGUUAGAUUUUUGUGAAGAGGUUUUUUACACAGCUUUUUAAGCAAAAUACAGCAGGGUAUGCAAUAUUUUUCUGUAAAAUAUCAUUUUUAAUGGAACGCCAUAUUAUGAACUUUUUGAUGUUUGAAACCUGCUUAAAAUGAUGUAUUUAAAUGUAUAAUAUAAUAUUUAUAUGAAAAAUUUUUUUCAAGGAGUAAACGUCAAAAUUAUUAGGUUUUUUUUUUGGUUAUUCAACUGUUUCUUGAUACAAUUAAUCGAUGAAAAAUCGUUUAACAAAAAGUGAAUGGUAUCAAGAAACAAUUAAUUACAAACAGUUCUGGUGUUUAUACCUUGAAAAAAAAAUAUUUUGAGAAAAAUCAUAUAUGAAACAUCAUUUAAAGAAAUUUUACAUAGAUUUCUAAUGUUGAAAAUAUAUGGUUGUACCGUUUAAUAAAGUGUAAAUAUAUUACGUAAGAAACCUUUUUACAAAAAUCUAAUAUUUUUAUAAGCAAUAAAGUUAUAAAGCAUCACAGGAAACGAUCAAAAUAGAAAAUCACUGCAUCUCAUAAACGAAUUAAUAUAUCGAGAAGCAGCUUUUCCUAUUCAAUUUUUCCCAAAAAUAAAAGUCGUCUCAUCAAAAUACUUUUUUCCAAUUUUUUUGGGAAAUAACAGAAAUCUCAAAAACGUUUCAAUUUAAACUAACGCUUCAUGGAUCUUAUACCUGUAGGUUCUGAAUGAUCCCUUGACAACAGAUGGAAACCCAUUUAUCCAUUAAUUCCAUUUUUCAGGUUUCAUGUUGUUAUUUAAUCAUUUGUGUCCUAAUUUGUUUCUUUUUGGCAGUGUUUUUGGCAUUUGUGUGUGUUUUUCCCUUUUGAUUAUUACUAAAUCAAUCAGCGUAAUCCUAGCUAAUACCAUCACUGCUUUGAAAGAAACAAUCCAGUACGCUCUGGAUAUCCUAAAGACCAUUUUUCUUUGAACCCAUUGUAGGACGUCUCUAUAUGUAGCGACAUGCAUUGUUUCUGCCCAUACUGAAGUGCCGUAUAGUCACACUACGUAUGUUACUGAACACAGUAUCCUUCUCUUUGUCUUGCUGGGUCCCCUUAGACUGUAGACUGAUUACUAUAUAACUGUCUCCAUUGCUGUUUUUUUAUAUCCAGUGCUUCAGGUAUCUAAAAUAAUUCCUAGAUACUUAGCUUCCCAAAAAAAAUGGUCUGUUUUAUCGUCAUCUUAAGUUCUACAUUUCUUUCAUUAGGAUAGCUUCUGUUUUUCAAUUUCCCCAUUGUAUAUGUUAGUUUCUUUAACAACAUAUUCUGAUUAACACUUGAGGCUAAACAGUAAUACUGUGUGAGUAACCUAACCUAUUUAAUCUUUAAGUAUCUAACAUAAGUUUUGGUAAAGAUGGCACAGAUUUUCAGGAACUACGAUCUGAGAUAUAUCUUCAAAAUUAGUUACUAACAAUUGUUUUUAAAUUUAAGAAAAUAGUACUAUCUGAUUUCCGUCAACUCUUUUUGAUGCAUAACGCAUGUAAUUGAGACCUAGACACAAAAUUUAACUUAUUAAAAUCUUACGAUUUCGUACACAAUCUGCAUACUCUAACAACAGCCAUCUGAUACUAUUUUCUAAAAAGUCGUACAUUUAAAAUGUAUAUAUGAGGGAAAGUUAGGUAUAGUUUAAUUGUCUGAAAGAACAAUUUCAGAUUGGCGUUCAAGAUUAAUUCUCAUUUGUUUCUAACAUGCAGUCCUUAAUUUUUUAAUUUUCUAGAAAACGACAUGAAGAUCUGAAGCUGUGCCGUUUAUCUUAUAAUUGCUAUAGAAUUUCAGACGUAAUUUAUCGUCCCUUGCCUGACGAAUCCAUAAAUAAAUAAUAAUAAAAAUUUGUUCACGUUGCAUCAUUUAUUUAUUCGGAGAUAGUUCUUUUAAAUUAAUUAUGCUGGUAAAGUACAUAAAAUCAUUAAAGCUUGAAUGUGUUUUCCGAUUUGGUUGAUAAUUAUUUCAUAAAUAAUUAUUUAUACGCAAUUUUUUUUUGUUGCCGAGUGGCCGUUUUGAGACUAUAUUUUUAUUAGACUGUGUAUUAUCUUAACUGUUUAACAAAUGAAUUGAAAAGUUAAUACUUUUUAUUGUGUAGUUAUUUAUAUAGUACACAAUUGUAUAAAUAUUUUUUGUUCCUUUCCUUUGUUUAAUGCAGGGUUAUUUCCGGAUAUAUAUAUUUUUUUAAUAGCUUCGGCAUCCUGUAAUUUAGCCCAACGUGUGGGGAAAAUAGCUUAAAAAGUGAGUUUUUGUUCAUUUACUUUUUUUAUCAUUUUGGUUACAUUACAGGAUAUCUUUUUAUUAAUUGAAAACUGAUAUUUCUUUUUAAAUUUGAAGCAAGGUUUUGGAAAUAGUUAAAAUUUCCCAUAAUUCGUACAUCUUUUUUCUUCAGAUUUGUGGGGGGAAAAGUCCGAAAAGUACGAAAAUAUUAAAACAUUGUUUUAAUCUCAAUUCGGUAUUAAUUUUUCGAUAUAAUAUUCGUUGAGUAUUAUAAUUUGUCAUAAUAAAAAUAUUUUGCAAACUUUGUGCAUUUUAUGAAAAUAUAUAUUUUGUACAUAAUUAUAUAUAAA